AUGGCAGUAAAAAAUCAGAAAAAAGAAAUAGUUGAACUUCUUAUUUCACAUGGUGCAAAUAUCAAUGAAAAAAAUAUAUACGGAAACAACGCACUUCUUAUGGCAGUAAAAAAUCAUAAAAAAGAAAUCAUUGAACUUCUUAUUUCACAUGGUGCAAAUAUCAAUGAAAAAGACAAAAAUGGUGACAUGGCUCUUCUUAUUGCAUUAAAAAAUCAUAAAAAAGAAAUUGUUGAACUUCUUAUUUCACACGGUGUAAAUAUCAAUGAAAAAGACAAAAAUGGUGAUACGGCACUUUUUAUUGCAGUAAAACAUUGUAAUAAAGAAAUCGUUGAACUUCUUCUAUCACAUGGUGCAAUUUUAAAUGAAAAAAAUGAAAAUGGAGAUACCGUUCUUCAUAGAGCAGCAUAUAAAAAUAGUAAUGAAAUAUGCGAACUUCUUCUUUCAUAUGGUGCAAAUAUUAAUGACAAAAACAAAUAUGGCAACACUGCCCUUCAUAUAGCAGCAAUUAAUAAUAGUAUAACCACUAUUGAACUACUUCUUUCGCAUAACACAAAUAUUAAUGAAAAAAAUCAAUUUGGAAAUACAGCUCUUGAUUAUGCAAAUUCACAUUAUUCUGAAAGAAUCGCCGAACUUCUACUUUCACAUGGUGCAAUAAAAUAA
This is a messenger RNA of Trichomonas vaginalis G3, 660 nucleotides long. Its product is annotated as cyclin-dependent kinase inhibitor 2C-related family. The record is from RefSeq and is a predicted model, not a curated record. The transcript has a single exon. Lineage: Eukaryota; Parabasalia; Trichomonadida; Trichomonadidae. Bases 1 to 660 code for a protein of 219 amino acids. Gene Ontology annotation, cellular component: cytoplasm; nucleus. Gene Ontology annotation, molecular function: protein binding.